ACACUCUAGCGGUCUACAGAGGACGUCCGCUUGCCGUUUCCUGCGACUAAAAACUGCUCGUCUUACCGUAUGAAUACCAGAUGAUCAUUGUUGCAAACGGAAGAAGAACCACUGACUUUGUCCUAUCUGAGAGUGCCACUACUUUACUGAGGAAACGGACACUUGUUAACCAGACACUUCAGUGUACGUGCGAGAAGUUUGUGUCAAACUUAGUGUCGAAACAGCGCAUGCAAAUAAAAAGUCAUUGCCAGUCUUGUGGAUUACCACUUGGCAGAACAGCACACAGUUAAUUGUAAGGACGUCUAAUUCCGACACCUUUUGGUGACUUGAAAAGCUCGUUGUGCGUGCUGCUCGAACGGUGGGGCUUUUGGGAACAACUUUCGAGUUCUGCUAAAACGAGGACUAAAAAUUGCUUUCCAAGAUGAGCCCCAGAGUUGGAAUUUGCUCGCCGGGAAAACUGACUCUUCAUAUGAUAGCUAUCUCCUCUCUACUCAUCGUUGUUUACAGCCAAAGCGACCCGGUUACGGGGUGCCCGCCCCCGCCGCCACAGGACGGACUCGUGCAGUUUAUCAACGGAGUCGACAUCAGCACGCACAGUGUGAUUGCCUAUCCCGUGGACUCCCGUAUCACGGCUCAGUGUAGCGACCCCGGGGGUAUGCGUCUUACAGGGAACUUGAAUGGCCGGGUGUGUAGGGCUGAUGGAAAGUGGGGUGGCCAGUCGCCAACUUGUCGGGAAGUCAAUCAACAGAUCAGCGUCAGUGGGGGCGCUGUCCAGCGCGUCACAUCAGCAGGUUCUCUGUCCAUCUACGUCACACCAACCACAGACUCGGUAGAGAUCCACUGCACGAUCGCCCAGAAGACACCGGAGCUGGAGGCCCCACACAUUCAGGUGGACAAUUCCCGAGUACGGGUUCGUGACAUUCGAGGCGAUGCUAACCGCGUGGCGAUCAUGACACUCAACCCCGUCCUAGCAACUGACUCCGGCCAGUUCGGCUGCCGGAAGGCCGUGGCCAACAAUCCGCCCACCCAUCUACGGAUCGAUUUCUACGAGGUCAGUUUGGCGAGCAUGGACUGCCCGAGUGACAUCGUGCAAGCCACGGAGCCGGGUGAGGCGGUGGCAAGAGUGACUUGGCUGGAGCCUACACUGCACACGGCCAUUGGGAUAACCGAGUACAACAAGACGCACUCACCAGGGGACGAAUUUCCCAUCGGAGAAACAACGGUCGUGUACACUUCUGACACUGAUGGGAACGAGGUUGACAUUUGCAGAUUCACGGUCACCGUAAUUGAUGAGGAAAACCCAACUUUUAUUUCGUGUCCUGAUGACGACAUCGAGGUGCGCACGGACACGGGCGUUGCUACGGCCGUGGUCACGUGGGAACCCAUCGUUGCCCUUGACAACUCCCGCGUCGUUUCGGCGCCUGCGGGGAACUACCAGUCCGGCGUGGCUUUUCCCGUAGGGGACACGCUGGUCUCGUUCGUGGCUCGGGACAAAUCGGGCAACGUGGAAUUCUGCAACUUCACAGUCUCCGUUAAAGACCUUGAGCCGCCGGUCGUCCACAACUGCCCCCAGCCCGUCACGGCCAGCCUGACUGCCCAGUCCAUGGACUCAAUACGAGUCAACUGGACCGAACCCAACGUCACGGACAACACGGGGAGGUAUAGUCUGGUCAACUCGCACGCGCCGGGAGACUUGUUCAACUUCGGCAUCACUGAUGUCUCUUACAUCGCGCGGGACACGUUCGGAAACGAGAACUUUUGUGUAUUUCAGGUUAUCGUUCUUGAUGAAGUCUCGCCUACGUUUUCGGACUGCCCAGCCAGUCAGACCCGGUACCUAGGCCGCAACGAGUCCGAGGUACCGGUGUACUGGAACCAACCGCUCCCCGGGGACAACAUCGAUAUCGUCGGCCCGACCGUACCGUCGCACACGCCCGGCCAGCGGUUCGGUCUCGGGACCCACACGGUGACAUACACCGCCUCGGACCCGGCUGGGAAUAACGGCACGUGCAGCUUCAACGUGACGGUCAAGAUAGCCCAAUGUCAGGCAGAGAUCACUCCAUAUUCUGAGGGGAUUUUGACUUGGACAUCCGCCCUUCCGCACGAUCUGGUGCCUUCACGCGAGCGAUGCUCCGUCUAUACUGAAAACGCUGGCAGCAUACGUGCAUUGCGUGAGUGCGUACCGGACGAGAAUCGGGGUGCGGUGUGGCGUGAGCCGAGACUUAACGACUGUGGUGCGGUCAGAGACUCAGUCGAUCUAGACGAUCUCCGGAAGGUUUCCAUUGGUGAAGGGAACGUCAUGGAGGUUUCCCAGGCCGUAGCCAAGACUGUCUCAAACAUGACGUCAGAGCUCGCAGACAACCUCGAACCCGUCGCCAGCAUCUUGCAGAAUAUAGUCGAGGCAGGGUCGCCGUUACUUGAGGUUACAAAAGCUGUUAUUGAAACAGUCAACAGCGUUAUUACGUCAGUCAGCGAGCAUGACGUCACCUACAGUGCAUCGACGGGCGAGGAAGCGCCCUCAAGCAGUAGGGCCUCCUCCAGCAUUGUCCAGUCUCUUGAAGCUCAAAUCUCAUUGGUUACACGUGACCUCAACUUUCUGGAGGUCACGGAACGCAGUCUGGCUGUCAACGUCGUCACGCUGCAGCCCUACCAACAAGACGAGGAAACCCAGUUCUUGUCCGUAUUGGACGCGGAUGACCCAGACACCUCCAUUCUGCAGGACGGGGGUGUGCGGAUCGUACCAAAAAGAGAGAGGGGGGACUCCCGUGGUAUGUCGUGGCCGAUCGACACAGCAAUAACCAUGCCGGCUGAUAUUGGAACUGCAGUGGCAAAUAGUCUCGGAUUUGGGAGUCCAGUGCCGCUACGUAUAAGCUUCGUCAUGUACCAGAGCGACGGCCUGUUUCCCGCGAAGAACGCCAGCCGCGUGCUCGCUUCCCGGAAUACUUCCGGUGACUAUUUCACUUCCGGUCGUGUCAUCUCUGCCACCGUUGAGGGCGUUCAGCUGCGGAACCUGUCUCAGCCGGUGGUCGUGGAAUUUACUCCUCACCAGGACUGGAAUGAGUCUAUUGGAGUUGCGCAGUGCGUGUUCUGGGAUUUUAGUCUGGACAACGGCACUGGUGAUUGGUCGUCAGACGGAUGCACGUACGCUGGGUUCAAGGAUGGCCGUAUCAUAUGCCAUUGUUACCAUCUCACAAACUUCGCUGUGCUUAUGGGCAUGAAGGAUGAAUCUCUACCACCAGUCGCGCAGUUCCUUCUGGAUUUCAUCAGCGCAGUUGGCUGCGCUCUGUCGAUAGGGGGCGUCUCUCUGACUCUGUUUACGUUUGUUGUGUUUGGAAAUUUGCGCGCCACCCGUUCCCGCCAAAUCCUGAUGCAUCUGUGUAUGGCCCUGCUGUGUCUCUACGUGGCUUUCCUAGCGGGCAUCGACGCCACGAACAACGGGGCCAUCUGCACUGCCGUCGCGGCCGUCAUCCACUACUUCACGCUCGCCUCCAUGUGCUGGAUGGGGGUCGAGGCACGCAAUAUGUACCUCCUCCUCGUCCGGGUCUUCAAGGGGAGGGAGUCCAGGUUCAUGCUCAAGGCUUGCACCUUCGCCUGGGGUACACCGCUGAUUAUCGUCGCCGUCACGUUCGGUGUUACUUUCCCGAUGGGAACAUACCGUCACGACGAUUUUUGCUUCCUGUAUGUUGGCCCCGCCCAGUACUACGGCCUCCUGGUACCAAUCGCGCUGGUUCUCCUCCACAACCUGGUGACCUUUGUCCUCGUGGUGCGCAGCCUCGUUAAGAACGACAUGGGAGACGCGGUCAACAAGCAGCGGACCCAACUCCAAAAGCUCUCCUCUCGGUUGCAAAACGCCGUGUGCAUGUCCGUCCUACUCGGGUUGUCCUGGGCGUUCGGGUUCCUGUCCAUAACUCUGGGUACCUUUGUCUACCAGCUCAUCUUCUGCCUUGCCAACUCGGUCCAGGGCUUCUUGGUGUUUGUCCUGUUCUGCGUCCGUUCGACUGAUGUCCGCAAGGCCUGGCGUAAGGCCCUCCCCAUUGAGUGCAACCUCCGCGGUCAGACCUACAAAAUCCAGGAGCGGGCGCGCAAGAGCGUCUUCGCCGUCGAUAAGUGGAAUUGCCCGGCCAAGCUCUCGGAGGAAGACGGUCCGGGCUUGGACAUCUACAUGUACACGAGCUGGUCCGGGGACGGUAGCAGCCGUUGGGAGGAGAGUAAAUACAUCUCUUACACGUCACAGAUGUCACAGGUUAGCAACGGGACAAAUGUCAUUCGGCCGUUCAGCAUUUACAGCUCGGAGAACGGCACUGUGGGAAGGAAAAAGCACAGCUUGUUUUGAGCAUGUUUACGGCAGCCAUUUUAGAUGGAGCUUUCACUAUUGGUUUUAAUUCAAAGCAGCAACAUCACACUUCAACUUAUAACUUAAAGCUUUGUGUAGCAUUUAUUUGUAUUGUACAACAAACAGUCCUUUGAUGGUUAAUAGGACGAGCCUAAUGCUGCAACAGGCUGGAGCUGAUGUGCAGUUCCCAUUUGUUUUAUACCUUGACGCAUUGCACACACUGGGAACCAGACGCUUAUCUUGAACUGAUGGUUUGAGCUGGUUCCCGACACCCCGUGGCACGUUAGCCACGCAAUUAAGUCAAGCUCACGCGGAAUACCAGUGGGACGGCACCAAUCGCAUAGACUUGAGCGUAAAAUGGUUGAACUAUAGUGUGAACACAUUAUAACCUUUGAUUGGACGUUAUUGUCUCGUAAUUUUCAUGAAAUCACCCUUCAUUUCAUGUAUUUCACUUCUGACUAGGAAAAUUAAAGAAUUCUUGAGGAACAGGUCAAAUUUUAAUGUUCAGUUUGCGAAUCUAGUGUAAUAUUACAAAUUUCACCGACGUUUUCAAGGACCAACUGCCAAACAGAUAUGAAAUAAUGGUGUCUUUGCCAAAAGACGUGUGUAAAUAUGUAGAUAUUUUUGAUAUUCUUUUCAAGUAAUCCUUUUUUAGUCUCUUUUGUAAACUUUUGUACUGACUCUAAAAUAUAAUUAGAAUUAAACAAAGAGCAUCAUUUUCAAGAUAGUACUUUAAGUCUCUAACAAUAAGUAGGCGUACAUGUUCAUAUUUGAAAAAGAAUUGAAAUGUUAGUCAGAUUUUUUUCUCGGUAAGGGACACUAAAGUGUAGUGGCUCUUUCAUAAUCGGCCAAACGCUCUUACGUCACCAAGUCACGUGCGCCGAGGAAACGACGCCCUUUGACCUGGUGACGUCAUGUUGGGUGUGUUCAGAAACAAUGCGACUACUAAUCAGUACUGCUACUAAUAUCAGAAUAGCAUAGUGCAGAGUUGUAGGCCUACAUGCGCUAGAAUUUAUUUGUGCUCUUUCGUGUUUCUUAAGCUUUGAGUCGACAGAUGGAGCUCUUAACUUUGGUGAUGUUUGGUUGUAAAUAAACAAAAUGUUAAUAUUGAAA
Molecule: messenger RNA, 5443 nt
Organism: Patiria miniata (bat star)
Lineage: Eukaryota; Metazoa; Echinodermata; Asteroidea; Valvatida; Asterinidae
Exons: 19
Coding region: 422-4330 (1302 amino acids)
Biological process (GO): G protein-coupled receptor signaling pathway; cell surface receptor signaling pathway
Cellular component (GO): membrane
Molecular function (GO): G protein-coupled receptor activity
Source: RefSeq, a predicted model, not a curated record